This is a messenger RNA of Rhizophagus irregularis DAOM 181602=DAOM 197198, 2563 nucleotides long. NCBI's taxonomy places the organism in Eukaryota, Fungi, Glomeromycota, Glomeromycetes, Glomerales, Glomeraceae. The record is from RefSeq and is a predicted model, not a curated record.
AAAAAAUAAAAAAAAAAACCAGUAUAAAAAUAUAGUACCUUUUUUUUUUUAUUAGCAAUAACAUAAUGUGAUGAAGAAAAAAUGAAGAGGGUCUUUCAGAAUGUGAGGUCGGUUUACAUAAAUCAUACUUUAUUAAAAUUUAAAAGUCAAACUAUUAUAAAUCAAAGGUUUUAUACUACAACUAUUAAAGAAUAUUCUAUAUCUAAAACGAGGAAUAUUGGAAUUAUAGCUCAUAUCGAUGGAGGCAAGACGACUACAACAGAACGAAUGUUACAUUAUGCAGGCUUCACAAGACGUAUAGGAGAUGUGGAUCAUGGAGAUACAAUCACGGAUUAUAUGAAACAAGAACGUGAACGUGGAAUCUCAAUUACUUCAGCAGCAAUUACAUUUGGUUGGAAGAAUCAUAGAAUAAAUUUAAUAGAUACUCCAGGUCAUGUUGAUUUCACUAUUGAAGUUGAACGUAGUAUUAGAGUUCUUGAUGGUGCUAUUACAAUUUUAGAUGGAGUUUCCGGUGUAGAAGCACAAACUCAAACUGUUUGGGAUCAAGCUGAUAAAUAUGGUAUCCCAAGAAUAGCUUAUGUUAAUAAAAUGGAUCGAAUUGGUGCUGGAUUUGGAAGAACUGUUAAAGAGAUGCGUUAUAAAUUAGGAACAAGACCUCUUGUUUGUCAAUUACCUAUAAUGAAAAAAGAUUCUAUAGGAAAUAAUUUAUUUUUUGGAAUUGUAGAUCUUCUUGAUAUGCAAGUAUUGGAUUGGAAUAAUAAUCCUAAUGGUUCUAUUAUAAAUAAAACUAUUUUAACUGAACAAUAUCCAAUUUCUGGAUUAUUUGAGGAAGCAGUUAAAGGAAGAUCUCAUCUAGUCGAAACUUUAUCUGAAAUUGAUGAUCAAUUAUUAGAAAUAUUUUUAGCAAACGAGGAUCCCAUGAAAGUUCCCGUUGAUGAUAUAAGAGAAGCAUUACGUAGGGUUACUUUGAGUGGAAAAGCUGUACCAGUUUUUUGUGGUGCAUCUUAUAAAAAUAUUGGUGUACAACCUUUAAUGGAUGCUGUGGUUGAUUUUUUACCUUCUCCAUUGGAUCGUUUACCUCCACUAGCCACUUUAUCAGAUAAGAUAGUUGAGAUUCCAUUAAAAGAAAAGGAAAAACUUUGCGCGUUCGCUUUUAAAGUCAUUCAUGAUCAUAAAAGGGGUCCGAUGAUUUUUGUUCGAGUAUAUUCGGGUAAAAUUGAUAAUCGAAUGACAUUAUUUAAUACGAGCUCACGUAAAAGAGAAAGAGUAAAUAAGUUAUUACAAAUGUAUGCUAAUGAUGUGGAAGAAAUACCAUCAAUUUCAGCUGGUAAUAUUGGAGUAAUUGUAGGACUUAAAGAAACAAGAACAGGUGAUACGCUCAUACAAAUUAAUGAUUCACGUCAGGAUCUUAAAUUACAAAGUAUUGAUAUUCCAUCUCCAGUAUUUUUUUACUCUGUUGAGCCAACUUCGAUUUCAGAUGAAAAACCAUUAGAAGAUGCUCUUAAGAACAUGUUAAGAGAAGAUCCUUCUCUUCAUGUUCAUGUAGAUUCCGAUUCUGGACAAACAUUAAUUAGUGGUAUGGGAGAAUUACAUUUAGAAAUUAUUAAAGAUAGAUUAUUAACGGAAUUUAAAGUUAAUGCGGAAAUGGGAAAAAUGCGAAUUUCAUAUAGAGAAACUAUUACAGUAGAACAAUUAGAACAUACUUGUUUAUAUGAUCGUGAACUAAUGGGAAAAAAACAAAAAGCUCAAAUUAGUUUAAUGAUUACUCCACUUCCUGAGAAUGAUAAAGGGAUUUCAGAGGAAGGUGGUAAUAGAAUAGAAAUAAUAAUUGAUGAUUUAAAUUCAGAACAACAAAAUGAAACGAAUAAUCAGAAUUCUUUGACAAAGUUAGAUAAAAUAGAAAUAAGAGAUGCAUUACAUUCCGGAAUUUUAUCAGCCCUUUAUAGAGGACCAAUAUUAGGUUUUCCAAUUACAGGUCUUUAUAUUAAGGUUCAUUCUCCAAAAUUAUUUGGAUUAGAAUCGACCAAGACGGCCAUUAGUGCAUGUGCUUCGCAAGCACUUGGUGAAGCUAUGAAAAAUGGAGCUCCAGCUUUAUUAGAACCUUUAAUGGACGUAGAAGUUGAAGUACCUGAAGAACAUUUAGGUGAUGUACUUGCUGAUUUAACUGGAACAAGAAGAGGAAAUAUUUUGGGAUUAGAAACUUCAGGUCAAUUAAUAGAUUAUGAUCAUUCAAUAGAAAUUUAUGCUCCACCGGAUUCAACAUAUAUUUCAUCAAAUGAGAAACAAAAGGUAAUUGAACCGAAAAGAAUUAUAAAAGCUCAUGUACCUUUAUCUACUUUAUUGGGAUAUUCAUCAUCUUUAAGAUCUUUAACUGGUGGAACCGGAUCUUUUAAUAUGAGAAUACAUUCAUUUGGUAUUAUGAGUGAAGAUAGAGCAAAGUCUGUAAUUACUGAAAUACAAGGUGGAUAUUAAAUAAUAAAAAGAUUUAUUAAAAUCAUAAUAAUUAAUACGGUGUAUAUAAUAUAAAAUUCUAAGUCUAUUAUUCUAUAUUUCCGUCUAUUGG